This is a messenger RNA of Megalobrama amblycephala (Wuchang bream), 6686 nucleotides long. RefSeq names its product mucin-17-like. The transcript is spliced from 10 exons. NCBI's taxonomy places the organism in Eukaryota, Metazoa, Chordata, Actinopteri, Cypriniformes, Xenocyprididae. The coding region runs from base 514 to 4395 and encodes 1293 amino acids. The record is from RefSeq and is a predicted model, not a curated record.
UAACAAUGACUGUAUGUUUUUGAAUCAGACUUAAAAGUUUAAGUAUGUUAUUCCAUUACCACUAGCGGCAACAAACAGAGUUGAAAAACUGCAACUGCAAGACAGGUCAUUAAAAUAACUCUUUUUUUUUUUUCCAAUGUGACAUGCCAUAUUAAGAAAAAAAUGUCUGGACUUCAGGAACUAGUCAAGCCAGUGAGAUAAUUAUGUAUUACAGUGAGCUGCAGGAAGAGCAGACAAUGUUUUAGAUAAUAUGAAGUUUUGGGUUUGCCGUUUUUGCAUAUUUUUUUUAAACAGGACAGUUAUUCAUAAAUAUAUGUGGUGCUGGAAAACAAAAGCGAGAUCAAGCAAAGUAAUGUUUAAAAAAAUCAAUGAUAAAAGAACAUAUUUUAACAAACAAAAACCUUCACUUUUAAAGAGUUUAUUAAAUAUUACUACCAAUAUUGUUACACUAAAUGAUUUGAAUGGUAUUAUUGUACACUAACCUGAUGCUCAUUUGAUUUACCUAUAGAGGUCAUGGCAACACUUCAGCCUACACAAGCAGUAGCUACAACAGAGGCAGUCACAACAGAACCAUUACCAGCCAAAACAUAUUCAGUAACACCAAGUGAAACAACAGCAUCAGAAACGUCAUCACUAACAACAAAAAUACCAUCUAGUGCUAUUUUUACAGCUUCAGAGGCAACUACUUCAAUAUCAACUUCAGCGACAUCAGCAGCUGCACUGGAUACAACCACAGCAGGAACUGUUAGAAAUGAAACAGAAACAACCAAGACUACUCUAGCUGAGGUUUCAUCUACUGGAUUACAUUCAAUGGCAGUAGAUACAGUGACGACAACAACAGGCCAAUCAGAGUCUGCUACCUCAGCCAAAGCUUCAACAUCAGUACCAGAAAAAACCACAAUGUUAAUGUCAAUGAAGCCAGUAACAGUGGAUCAUACCUCAGAGGUCUUCACCGCUGUCAAAAAAGUGACAGAAGAGCCUACAACACAAGCUGAUAUGGGUUCAUCAGCAGGAAAAACUACAUUAAGAGCAUCUGGUACAACAGAAUCAGCAAUUACUCCAACUACAGCAGCACCAAUAACAGGGGAAUCAUCACCUCUAACUGAAGCAGGUGAAGUAAAGACAACAGCGGCAAGAACAUCCAGAACUUCAGAAUCAUCUGCAGAAGCCCCAACAUUGUUAGUGUCAACAGCAAGUGCAACUACUCCAGCAUCAGCAGAAGUGACAUCAGCAUUGCCAGCAACUGCAUCAGAGACAAACACAGCAUCAACUAUCAGAAAUGAACCAGAAACAAUCAAGACUACUACAGAAUCGACUGCAGAAGCCCAAACAUUGUUAGUGCCAACAGUGGCACAGAGCACAGUCAGUGUAACAGCCAUGAGCGCUACAACAUCUGAAACUUCAGUAGCUACACGGGAGUCAGUGGCUGCAGUAACAUCCAAAGAGUCUAAAACGACUAUGAUAAUGCCAACAACAUCAGUUGACAUACAGCAUAUAACCAUAGACAUUGUCAGAACAGUACAAACAACAACAACAACAAAGGAACCAGCAACAGAGACGACAGUGACAACUGGUUCAACAACGGUGACAAUUGGUUCACCGAUAACAGAGGAAUCAUCACCUCUAACUGAAGCAGGUGAAGUAAAGACAACAGCGGCAAGAACAUCCAGAACUUCAGAAUCAUCUGCAGAAGCCCCAACAUUGUUAGUGUCAACAGCAAGUGCAACUACUCCAGCAUCAGCAGAAGUGACAUCAGCAUUGCCAGCAACUGCAUCAGAGACAAACACAGCAUCAACUAUCAGAAAUGAACCAGAAACAAUCAAGACUACUACAGAAUCGACUGCAGAAGCCCAAACAUUGUUAGUGCCAACAGUGGCACAGAGCACAGUCAGUGUAACAGCCAUGAGCGCUACAACAUCUGAAACUUCAGUAGCUACAGGGGAGUCAGUGGCUGCAGUAACAUCCAAAGAGUCUAAAACUACUAUGAUAAUGCCAACAACAUCAGUUGACUUGCAGCAUAUAACCACAGACACUGUCAGAACAGUACAAACAACAACAACAACAAAGGAACCAGCAACAGAGACGACAGUGACAAUUGGUUCAACAACGGUGACAAUUGGUUCAACGAUAACAGAGGAAUCAUCACCUCUAACUGAAGCAGGUGAAGUAAAGACAACAGCGGCAAGAACAUCCAGAACUUCAGAAUCAUCUGCAGAAGCCCCAACAUUGUUAGUGUCAACAGCAAGUGCAACUACUCCAGCAUCAGCAGAAGUGACAUCAGCAUUGCCAGCAACUGCAUCAGAGACAAACACAGCAUCAACUAUCAGAAAUGAACCAGAAACAAUCAAGGCUACUACAGAAUCGACUGCAGAAGCCCAAACAUUGUUAGUGCCAACAGUGGCACAGAGCACAGUCAGUGUAACAGCCAUGAGCGCUACAACAUCUGAAACUUCAGUAGCUACACGGGAGUCAGUGGCUGCAGUAACAUCCAAAGAGUCUAAAACUACUAUGAUAAUGCCAACAACAUCAGUUGACAUACAGCAUAUAACCACAGACAUUGUCAGAACAGUACAAACAACAACAACAACAAAGGAACCAGCAACAGAGACGACAGUGACAAUUGGUUCAACAACGGUGACAAUUGGUUCACCGAUAACAGAGGAAUCAUCACCUCUAACUGAAGCAGGUGAAGUAAAGACAACAGCGGCAAGAACAUCCAGAACUUCAGAAUCAUCUGCAGAAGCCCCAACAUUGUUAGUGUCAACAGCAAGUGCAACUACUCCAGCAUCAGCAGAAGUGACAUCAGCAUUGGCAGCAACUGCAUCAGAGACAAACACAGCAUCAACUAUCAGAAAUGAACCAGAAACAAUCAAGACUACUACAGAAUCGACUGCAGAAGCCCAAACAUUGUUAGUGCCAACAGUGGCACAGAGCACAGUCAGUGUAACAGCCAUGAGCGCUACAACAUCUGAAACUUCAGUAGCUACAGGGGAGUCAGUGGCUGCAGUAACAUCCAAAGAGUCUAAAACUACUAUGAUAAUGCCAACAACAUCAGUUGACUUGCAGCAUAUAACCACAGACAUUGUCAGAACAGUACAAACAACAACAACAACAAAGGAACCAGCAACAGAGACGACAGUGACAAUUGGUUCAACAACGGUGACAAUUGGUUCAACGAUAACAGAGGAAUCAUCACCUCUAACUGAAGCAGGUGAAGUAAAGACAACAGCGGCAAGAACAUCCAGAACUUCAGAAUCAUCUGCAGAAGCCCCAACAUUGUUAGUGUCAACAGCAAGUGCAACUACUCCAGCAUCAGCAGAAGUGACAUCAGCAUUGCCAGCAACUGCAUCAGAGACAAACACAGCAUCAACUAUCAGAAAUGAACCAGAAACAAUCAAGACUACUACAGAAUCGACUGCAGAAGCCCAAACAUUGUUAGUGCCAACAGUGGCACAGAGCACAGUCAGUGUAACAGCCAUGAGCGCUACAACAUCUGAAACUUCAGUAGCUACAGGGGAGUCAGUGGCUGCAGUAACAUCCAAAGAGUCUAAAACUACUAUGAUAAUGCCAACAACAUCAGUUGACAUACAGCAUAUAACCACAGACACUGUCAGAACAGUACAAACAACAACAACAACAACACAGGAACCAGCAACAGAGACAACAGUGACAAUCGGUUCAACUACAGAAGCCAUCAUGAAAAAGGGGUCAUCAGAGGUCUUCACUACUGUCAAAAAAGUGACAGAAGAGCCUACAACACAAGCUGAUAUUGGUUCUUCAUCAGCAGGACAAACUACAUUAAUAGCAUUUGGUACAGAAUCAACAAUUACUCCAACUACAGCAGCACCAAUAACCUCAAAUACUGAUCCUCCUACCCUUAAUGAGGGAACCACAAUGUUAAAAUUCAGUCUAAAUGAAACUUUCCAAGAAACAUAUAGGAACAGAUCAUCCCCUGCUUUCCUUACAUUGGCAACCAGAGUGGUAUCUGUGGUAAACUUAAUUUACACGGCAAGCAAUCUCCAAGGAUUCAGGCGAAGCAGAGUCGAAUCCUUCACGAAUGGCUCCAUUAAAGUUGAAAUGACUCUCAUCUUUGAAAAUUCUUCUAUUGUUCCAAGCUCAGUUGAGGUAGAAGCUAUUCUUAAUAGAAACACUAUGAAUGGCACCAUACCUCUGAACAUCAUACUGGAUACUAUCAGGGCAGGGGAAAUAGUUACUUCUACACCUGCGCCUGUCACAAUUGGACCCAUACAAACUACUACCAUGAAAUCCACAGCAAGUACAAACGAGAACACAAACUCCACCUCUGGUGCCUUUUCAUGGAUGGUUUGCUGUUCACUAAUGGCUAUAUCUCCAUCCAUCACUGUUUUAUUAGUUCAAACUGUGAUGUUUUUGUAAUUAUUUAGUGCACUAGUAAAGUUCAAACACUAUAGAAAGAUACCAUGUUUAACCUCCUAAGACCCAAGCUUUGGUUUGGCUUGCAUUUUAGGUUUUUUCUUGCUAUUUGGGGUUAGGAGGAACCAGUAAAUAUAAUAACCAGAUAUUAUCUUUGAACAUGAAGCUCUUUUUGAAAAAAAAUAUGUCCACAUAUGUGGACGCUCAGUCUGUAUACACAGAAAACAAUCAAGACACCAUUGUGUAACAAAGUGCAAAUCUCUUUUAUUUACAGCCUGAGCGCUGUAGUGAACAUUUUUCAUUGUUACUGUUGCAUUUAUAAUUAAAAGUCAAGCACAAACAAAGCUACCCACUCCUAGCUAGUGCUGUAGCAUUGGAGCAGUAUGCAAUCAGUUUUAUUAAAUCUUUAUCAAUAUACUGGUUUACACAGUCCAAUGUGGUCCAGCCUUUUCUGUCCUGCUCAGUUUCCUUGUCAGGCUCAAACUGGGCUAGGUUUGGGGUCAUUUGAGCAGCCCUCCAGCGCACUCCUCGUCUUUGCUUAGGUUGUCCUUGAAAGCUUGGUCCUGGUGUUGGCUCUUCAGGGUCAGCGUUUGAGCCAUUAGACUCAACCUGAUGAGUCCGACGUCUGGGAUUGCUGCUAUGGCAAUGCUACGGUCUGAACAAUAACUUAUAAGUUUCACCACGGAGACGUCUAUGUUCCUGGCUGGCCUCAGUGGACUGUGGAGUGGGGUCUUCAUCCCCACCACUCACCUCCUCACUGCUGCUUGGCUCCUGUUGUCAGAUGUCAGACCCCUGAGUCUCAAAGUCCUCUACCUCUGAGUUGUCCCCAGCAAUUGACUGAGUACUAAUUCAAGUGCCUUUGACAGAAGAAUACGUUCUGGAAAUGAUAUCAUGAGAAAAAUAAAAUAAAAUCAAUGUAAAGUUAUUUAUCACACAUGCAAUGUAAAUUUAUACUGUUGUAAACUGAUGUUUUCUAACAAAUUCUUCCCAAACUACAUUUUCACAGUUACAUUUUUUGCUAAUAUUUUUACAUUUUCAACUACGCUAAGUCCCAUUGUCCACAUAUGUGGACCUCAAGUUUAGCAGCAUAGUAAAUCUUUACUGUUGCAAAAAUUGGUCAAAUUUGCAUCCCAUAUUAUUCAUACAACACUAUUAUGCAUAACUUAACAAGAAUCAACAAUUACAUUUUAUUAGAUUUUUUACCUUGUGGACGCUUUGGUCUGGUGUGGCUUCCCGACUUUUCAGAUGUUUUCUCCGCCAUCUUGAAAUUUCUACGUAAAGUGUUUUUCUCUUCUGACACCACUAGAUGGCAGUGCAAGUGUCCACGUUUGUGUACAACAGGUUCCAGUUACACAGAAUUAGUAUUAUUCCAGUUACAGAGAAUAUAGUAUUAAGUAUUAUGGUGCACACAACCAAAAAUGUGAUGUCCAUGUAAGUGGACGCUAGGUCGUAGGAGGUUAAUAUAAUAUUUAUGCUGAUUUGAUUAGUGAAAAUAGUCAAAUGUAGAAAUUAUUGAAUUAAAAUUAAGCAAUAUAUUGUUUACAGCAUUUAUUAAUGUUGGCGAUCUGCCUUUAUUGGCACCGAAUGCCAAUUACACUGAAUCGUUCUUUUUCAUAGUCAUGUCACCGUAUGAACAAGCCCAACAUAGAAGCUCCACUGCUGUAUGCAUUCUGUGUUUUUGCAUUGCAUGUUUUUCAAUUUUAAAAAAAUCUUUCCGUUUUUAUAAAAAAAAAUUUAGUGAAGUUAUUUUGGUAGUCAAUUUUUUUUUUUAAAGGUUUAAAGGGGUUCCAAGUCUGGGUGAUUGAACAGCUCUGGUUAGAACAUCACUUUUAUUACGCAUUGCACUUUUAACAAAUGAAACCUUAUUGUAAAGUGUUACCAUAUUAGCUAUAAAAAAAAAAAAGUAAUUAGUUAUGGUCAGUCCUUCAUCCGAGAAGGAGUCAUCAGGGAUUUGUGCAAUUCAAUAGUUUGUCAUAUAAAACAUUUAUUUGUUGGUUUGGAAAAUAAGAUGCUUCACUUUAUUCUUUUUGAAUACUUAUGUUUUGUUAACAUUAUUUGGUUGAUAUUUCAUAUAUUUUGAGUACUGAAUCUGUGUUUUCUUUGUUAGUAAAGUUAAGGCAUUCUGACAUCUAUCUUGUUUUGUCUUCUGUUUUUGUGUAUUUUAUCUUUGGACAACCGAUCAGUAUACUGUAUUAGGCCUUGUGCUAUACAGCAGUAAUUAAAAUAGGGGAGAUUUAAGUCUUUGUAUUCAGAUUUAAGUCUUUGUGUAUAAAUAAAACAUGACAUUUACUGUC